Pocillopora verrucosa is the source of this 4994-nucleotide messenger RNA. Lineage: Eukaryota; Metazoa; Cnidaria; Anthozoa; Scleractinia; Pocilloporidae. The record is from RefSeq and is a predicted model, not a curated record.
GCCAGGAUGAUUUAAAAGAACAACUUUUUAAGAAGCAUCAGUCUUCUUACAGUUGCUAUGGCUACAGGAAGAAGUUCAAUUAAAGUUCCAUGUGAAAAUGAAGACUUACCUGACAGAGAAAAUGCACCAGAUUUUGACGAGGACACUUUACGAGCCACAGCUGAUGUUUAUAGGAAUGAGGGUAAUGAGGCCUUCAAGAAAGGAGAUUUCAUCAAUGCUAUUCAUUUUUACACCAAAGGAAUUAAAAUGAACUGCAAUGACAAAGACCUGAAGGCCAAACUGCACAACAACAGGGCUAUUGCACAUUCUAAACUUGGAAAUCACCAGGAUUCAAUAAGGGAUGCAGAAGCAGCCAUUGAGUUAAAUUCAACUUUCCUUAAGGCAAUUGUGAGAGGAGCCACUGCUUGUGUUGAAUUGAAGAGAUUUGAAGAAGCAAUCACUUGGUGUGAUAAGGGACUAGCUAUUGACAAAAACAAUAGGAUCUUGUUGUCAUUAAGACUUCAGUCUGUCAGUGAAGUGGGAGAUAAGUCCAUGGAGGAAAAAGAUCCUAUUAGUCAUGACCAUGGUGGUGCAAGUUCAGGUGAUGUCAAGAAAGUCAUAGAUCUCUAUAAUCGGGGAGAAGAAGCCAUAGAGUACCUCAACCUAUAUCUUAAAAAAGCUAAAGAAGUAGGAGACAAGCAUGGGGAGGGUAACGCUUAUGGCAAUCUUGGCAAUGCUUAUCACCGUCUGGGUGAUUUCAAAAAAGCCAUAGAGUACCACAACCUACAUCUUAAAAUAGCUAAAGAAGUAGGAGACAAGCAUGGGGAGGGUGGUGCUUAUGGCAAUCUUGGCAAUGCUUAUCACCGUCUGGGUGAUUUCAAAAAAGCCAUAGAGUACCACAACCUACAUCUUAAAAUAGCUAAAGAAGUAGGAGACAAGCAUGGGGAGGGUGGUGCUUAUGGCAAUCUUGGCAAUGCUUAUCACCGUCUGGGUGAUUUCAAAAAAGCCAUAGAGUACCACAACCUACAUCUUAAAAUAGCUAAAGAAGUAGGAGACAAGCAUGGGGAGGGUGUUGCUUAUGGCAAUCUUGGCAAUGCUUAUAUUAGUCUGGGUGAUUUCAAAAAAGCCAUAGAGUACCACAACCUACAUCUUAAAAUAGCUAAAGAAGUAGGAGACAAGCAUGGGGAGGGUAACGCUUAUGGCAAUCUUGGCAAUGCUUAUCACCGUCUGGGUGAUUUCAAAAAAGCCAUAGAGUACCACAACCUACAUCUUAAAAUAGCUAAAGAAGUAGGAGACAAGCAUGGGGAGGGUAACGCUUAUGGCAAUCUUGGCAAUGCUUAUGACCGUCUGGGUGAUUUCAAAAAAGCCAUAGAGUACCACAACCUACAUCUUAAAAUAGCUAAAGAAGUAGGAGACAAGCAUGGGGAGGGUGGUGCUUAUGGCAAUCUUGGCAAUGCUUAUCACCGUCUGGGUGAUUUCAAAAAAGCCAUAGAGUACCACAACCUACAUCUUAAAAUAGCUAAAGAAGUAGGAGACAAGCAUGGGGAGGGUAACGCUUAUGGCAAUCUUGGCAAUGCUUAUCACCGUCUGGGUGAUUUCAAAAAAGCCAUAGAGUACCACAACCUACAUCUUAAAAUAGCUAAAGAAGUAGGAGACAAGCAUGGGGAGGGUGGUGCUUAUGGCAAUCUUGGCAAUGCUUAUCACCGUCUGGGUGAUUUCAAAAAAGCCAUAGAGUACCACAACCUACAUCUUAAAAUAGCUAAAGAAGUAGGAGACAAGCAUGGGGAGGGUAACGCUUAUGGCAAUCUUGGCAAUGCUUAUAUUAGUCUGGGUGAUUUCAAAAAAGCCAUAGAGUACCACAACCUACAUCUUAAAAUAGCUAAAGAAGUAGGAGACAAGCAUGGGGAGGGUAACGCUUAUGGCAAUCUUGGCAAUGCUUAUCACCGUCUGGGUGAUUUCAAAAAAGCCAUAGAGUACCACAACCUACAUCUUAAAAUAGCUAAAGAAGUAGGAGACAAGCAUGGGGAGGGUGGUGCUUAUGGCAAUCUUGGCAAUGCUUAUCACCGUCUGGGUGAUUUCAAAAAAGCCAUAGAGUACCACAACCUAGCUCUUAAAAUAGCUAAAGAAGUAGGAGACAAAUCCUUGGAGGCAAUGGCCUACUCUUCAUUAGGAUGCGUUUUUGAGUUGCAAGGUGGACUGCCAAAAGCCGUUGAACAUUAUCAAGCUAGCAUAAACUUAUUCAAUUCCUUGAGAGUACUUCUAAAAUCUAAAGAUGAGUGGAAAGUUAAUUUUCGAAAUCAGCAUCAAAUGGCGUAUACGGGUUUGUGGAGAGUUCUCGUAGAACAAGGUAAUGUAGAUGAAGCCUUAUUUGUUGCUGAGAAAGGACGAGCUCAAGCUCUGACCGACCUCAUGGAAUCCAGUUUUUGUGGUGGAACAAGUCACCACAAGGGAGAAGAUGAAGAUUUCACAGUUUUAAAAAACGUUCCAUCAAACACUGUCUUUCAGGCAGUGGACAAAGCUAACGUCAAUCUUUGGGUUGUGUCCGAAGGAAAACAAGUUCAGUUAAGACAAAGUAAACUCAAAGGUUUUGUUUCAGAGAAUAGUGGAUCUAGCCAGUCCUUUGAGUCGUUCAUGCUCGGUGUCUAUACACAACUUGGUGUUCGUUCUAAUGUGAGAUGCGAGAAUCGAUCUUUAGAUGCUUUGAGGGAGGGCCGUUCAAAAGUGGAUGAGAAAACCAAAGAAGCCAACCCUCAACCUCACAUCCAACAAGACGGAUGCUUGAGCACUUUGUAUGAUAUCGUUAUGAAGCCGGUGGCUGACUUGAUUGAAGGGGAUGAGCUACUCAUUAUUCCUGAUGGACCCCUGUGGAUCGCUCCUUACGCUGCAUUGAAGGAUGGUAAUUCUAAAUACCUGUGUGAAUCGUUCACAAUCCGAGUCGCUCCAUCGUUAGCAAGUCUUAGACUCAUUGCCGAUUGCCCAGAUGAUUAUCACAAAAGCAGUGGUGCGUUACUUGUAGGAGAUCCGUGGGUAUCCGAGGUUACUAACAGCGAGGGAGAGAAAGUCCUCGAGCAGCUUCCGUGUGCUAAAGAAGAAGUAGAAAUGAUCGGAAAAAUUCUGAAUAUCACGCCAAUCACUGGCAGACAGGCCACGAAACGUGAGGUGUUGAAAAGACUCAGUUCCGUUUCCUUAGUUCACUUUGCGGCACACGGAUGUCCGGAAACUGGCGAAAUUGCUCUUACACCUGACCUAGACCGAAUAUCUACUGUGCCUACGGAGAAGGAGGAUUACAUUUUAACGAUUCGAGAUGUGUUGAAUGUUCAACUUCGCGCCAAACUUGUUGUGCUCAGUUGCUGCCACAGUGGUCGGGGCGAGAUCAAGGCUGAAGGUGUGGUUGGCAUUGCGCGCGCUUUUAUGGGGGCUGGUGCUCGGUCUGUUGUGGUGUCCCUGUGGGCGAUUGAUGACGAGGCUACUCUCCAGUUCAUGAAAUGCUUUUAUCAACACCUUGCAGAAGGUAAACCUACAAGCAAGUCACUGAACCUGGCCAUGAAAAGCCUCAGAGAAUCAGAUGAGUUCCACGACAUCAAAUACUGGGCGCCCUUUUUGCUGAUUGGAGAUGACCUCACGUUUGACCUGAUGGCAAAGGAAAGAGAAAAUUUGAAUAGAAAAUCAAAUAAAUGAGAAAAUGUUUUUUUUCAUCUCAAAAGAAUGAAGUAGGAACUUGGAAGGUUUAAAUGUUUCUCUAUUUUAAACAAUUUUUGGCUAUUUUUCUUUACUUUUUAUUUUUUUGUUAAAUGGAACUUGAGAUGUGCAACUUUACUAUGGUGAAGAAAUAAACCAGUCUAUUUCAUUAUAUUUUGAUCAGUGGAAUUGUCAUUUUUUGUUACCUUAACAAAUUUAAAUGCUUGCGAAGAGAACGAAAUGCAACAAGGCCUCUGUUAUGAACGAGGUUUCCAUUUCCACCAACAUGUCACUCAGCUCUGUUCCUGUAUUACAAUCAGUUGUAUGGAAAAUAAUUUAAAGGUUAUUUCUUUUACCCAACCAGGGGCUUUUCCACCGGAUUUUAAUUACCUUUAUGCUCUAAGCUUUUGAUAAGCAAAGAAACAAUUCGUCAUUUGCAAAAGUUGGCGAAUUUUUAUUUCCAAAACUUUGAUUGAAUAUGUAUGUGAAUUGAAUAUGUGAAUUGAUCUUAGACCGUUUUCUACAUCAUAAAUUACUUUGUUACAAUUUACCUUCAUCUUUACAAAAAAAUUGAUUACCAUUUUCAACUCAAUCCAUUUUAAUGCAAUCUAGUUCUGUCAGUGCCAAGAUUGCCAUUCUAAGCUUAAUUUGAAGAAGUAAACAUCAGAGAUGAUGUUAUUAAAUUUACUAACCAUAUGUUAGAGACAUUACACCUACUUUUAGGGGUGUAGCCAGCCUCUAGUCCCGUAGGCCCGGCCUACAAUUGUUUUCUGCCCGCUUGACUUUUACUAAAAGAUAAUAUGACUCUUGCAAAUGUUGAAACAAAAAUUGAAAUUUGUGAGGGAAGAGGCUUACAUUUAGUCAAAAAGCUGGCUACAACCCUGUUUUCAAUCAAACGAGUCUGGCCAAUUUUUGUCCGUUUUACCAAACACUUCUCCGUUCGUUUUAAAGAACGACGACAGAGAGGCUAAAAAUUGUCCAUGUAAUCUAAACUAGGAAAGAGGGACGCAGAGUUCACUAUAAUUAAAGUUUCCAUAGGUGUGACUUUUAUUGUAUGUGACAUGGAAUUUGUUGUUUCUAGUAGGACAAUAUUUACGCUCAUAAAUGAGAGAAGCAGUUAACGUAAGCCAUGUAGUCCUCAAUGGGAAUUAUUUUGGUGAAAAGGCUCAUUAAUUAAUGUAAACCUAGUGCGUAGUUGAAAAGGUUCAGGGCUUCAGGAUAAAACUUCUAAUUGUUGAAAAUCACCUCUUCAAAAUUCAUCGCUUGAAAUUUACCUCAGCAUGAUUUGAAGAUGUCUGAUAAUAUCUUUGUUAGGUUUAGGAAUUUAUCGCUUUGUA